GUCUUGUCCUAGCUGCCUUAAUUCGGAGUAUCCUGUGCACUGGUUGCACUUGUUUUUGUUUGCUUUCCUAUACUUCUAUACUUCUAAUCUUUACCUUAUCUAACUUGCUAUCAAAACAAACAGACGAGCUGUGCUCUCUGACCUUAUUGUUUUUGUUAUUCUGCUGCGCAGGAUACUCCCAAUUAAUCAAACCUGACAGUCUCAUCGUCGCCGGUCGACCCUGUUUCUGUCCCAGCUGCGAUAACCACUUGCUCCGCCUCUCUUCGACUUAAUCGUGUCAGGACUGGAUCCUUCGUUGCGCUGCGACCUGUUGCUCUGCCACCCAACCCAACAUCAACAGAAGUGGACGUUUACCCGGCUCUGGUAGUCGUUUUAAACCGUCCAUCUACGACAGACCUGACACCUUUGUGCUUGUUUACGAUUCACUUAUCUACUGAUAUACCGCUUUAAUUUAAUCGCCAUGUCCGCCGUCCAGCUCAAGUUCAACUUGCGCACCUCGUCCAACGUCAAGACCGUGCAUCUGCUUGGUUCCUGGGACAACUACUCUCGCCAGAUCCCCUUGUCUCGCGACUCGUCCAAGCCCGGCUCCUGGGUGGGCAAAUUCCGCUUCCAGACCUCGAUGCUGAAGCUUGGUGGUCGGUACUGGUACUACUACAUCCUCGACGGCUACCACGUCUCGCACGACCCGGCAGCAGACUACACCGUCGAGCCAACAACCAACCGCAAGCUCAACAUCCUCGAUGUCCCCGGAGGCAAAGAGUCCAGCAGCUCCGCGCGCCGUCCCCGCCGUGGCUCCUCAGAUAUCGCGACCGGCCGCGCCCUCUCGCCCUCAAAGAUCCACCACCCUAAGCCUUCCAAGCCGUACGCGUCGCGCCAGAUCCGCGAGGCCGACUUUGCCCCGACCCACGCCAUGGAUGAGCUUUCUCGCCGCUUUGGGUCGUCCCGCCUCUCGGACGACGGUUACAGCGACCUGUCCAACUCGCCGCCUUCCUCUGUCGGUUCGUCGUUGUCUUCUCGCAGCAGCGGAAGCACCUCGCCCAGCUCGCUGUCCAGCAUGUCCGAUCCGCCUUCAGUUUGCCAUUGUGAGCGGUACGGGAUCACCCGCAAGGGAGACCGCGUCAAGCUCGAUUGCGGCGGUUCCCGGUGUGGAUACCUCUCUGAGACUUCGGGCGAUUCCUGCUCCGAGGACAGCGACAGCGAUGAGGAGUACCGCCGGGCUCGUCGGGGCGUGAGGCGCCAGGGUAUCGUUGUCCGCCGGUAGAUGAGAGAAACGCAGUCUUCUUGCCCCUCCCUCUCUUAUCCGACCUCGUCGCGCGAUCGAUGACUGGCUCAGAUCGGCCUUGACAUGCCUCAACUCAAAUCGACUUGACUUGACAGGUGCAGUGCACUUCGAGUAUAUCACUAGCACAUCAGUCACUCUUUAAUCACAGAUCUGGCAUUAUAUAUAAUGCCAUGCCGACAUAUAUAUGCAAAAUACCAAAAAAAGGCGCCCAGCCCGGCUGGCCACCGUUCUGGCGCGAACACGAGCUGUGCUCGACUCGCGUCCGGGGGAUGGUUGCUAGGUUGGUGGGAUAUGAAUGGAUCAGGAAGAGACAAGACCGCUCUGUUACGUUUACGUGAUGUAGCAGCCUUGCGAUGAUUUAUGAUGGAUGGAUAUGGAGAUGGAGGUGCAGAUGGAGGUUCAAAUGGAAGAUGGGGAAGCUAAAUAGUUACGGAGUAGCGACGAUAGGCAUGAAGUAUGGAAUAUGAUGGUGAUGAAUAACGACUGAUAUAAUA
This is a messenger RNA of Aspergillus nidulans FGSC A4, 1776 nucleotides long. RefSeq names its product GTP-binding protein EsdC (gene esdC). Bases 461 to 1261 code for a protein of 266 amino acids. NCBI's taxonomy places the organism in Eukaryota, Fungi, Ascomycota, Eurotiomycetes, Eurotiales, Aspergillaceae. The record is from RefSeq and is a predicted model, not a curated record. The transcript is spliced from 2 exons.